AUGCUUUUUCCACCGCGCUAUUCCUACCCUGAAGCGGGCUCCAACGUUCCGCUCAAUCUCUAUAUUUCCAAGCCAAUCAACGCGGGCAAGGCUUUGGACGCUGUGAGCGCGCUGGAGAAGCAGGUUCAGCAGUGGAUCCAGCGGAGCGGCAAGGCCGUUCGUCUCAGCGACGAGGCUUGCGCCAACCUCUGUUUCCGCAUCAAGGACGGCAGCAAGAUCGUCAUCAGCCUGCGCCACCCGCGUCUUCCGGAAUCCGGUGUGGUCGACCUGUACCACACUCUCGACAUCGGAGACUCGGCAACGACGCACACGGUCGUACUCGAGAGCGCCGUGCGCUUCGCGCACUCUUUGGGUCUCAACGCUGCUCCGAGGGAACCCCAAUGUGCGGCUGAGUUUUUCGAGGUCGUCGAGGACGACAAAGGGGAGGAUGACCUCCUACAGUUCCCGCACAUCGCGGUCAGCCCCAACCUUUUGUCCGAUGGCUUGGUCAAAGUCACGGCCUCGCCAUACGAUAAGUACGGCAUGGUCAUCAAGAACAUGACCGACAAGGCCUUCUAUGUGUCGGGCGUCUUUUACUUCGACUGCAGUGAUCUCUCCAUCGGUUAUCACCAGGCGGACAAGAGGAUGAUUCCUGCCAACGGUUCUAUGAGCUUCGCAAACGACACUAGUUAUGUACCGUGGACGUUCUAUCUACGCGAGGGGCAACCCAGGGAUAUUGGGUUCAUCAAGAUCUUCGUCACGUCGGCCCCCAUCGACCUGUGCGGGCUGGCGCAAGAGAGACCGUUCGCCGACGUUUCUCGCAGGGUCACCACCCUAGACGAAGAAGGGAUUCGCAACUUGCUUGUUGACACCAUCACCUUGGUCGUAGACCAAUAUGCGCCGGGUGUGGUAGUCUGA
Peniophora sp. CBMAI 1063 is the source of this 897-nucleotide messenger RNA. The record is from the annotation of a GenBank genome assembly. NCBI's taxonomy places the organism in Eukaryota, Fungi, Basidiomycota, Agaricomycetes, Russulales, Peniophoraceae.